CGUGCGAUGUUUGUUUGUAUGUUUAAGUAUCAAGGUCAAAUGAGAUUGUAGUUUCUAUGCUAAUUUAAGUGAGAAAUCAGUCUCCCACUGAAUCAUUUUAAACAUGGAUAAAGUGCUGACGCUUGACACUAUCAAUCCUCAUAUGAUUAAAAUAGAAUACGCAGUUCGUGGUCCGAUUGUUGAACGUGCUCUACAAAUAGAAAAAGAACUUAAGCAGGGUGAUAAAAAAUCGUUCAGUGAAGUUGUCAAGUGUAACAUUGGUGAUUGUCAUGCAACUGGUCAAAAGCCAAUCACGUUUCUUCGUCAAGUCACUGCCCUGGUAACUUUUCCGCAUCUACUUGAAGACGAAAGCUUCCCGGAAGAUGCUAAAUCAAGAGCUAAGAACAUACUAGCAGCAUGCUCUGGUUCUAGUGUCGGUUCUUACAGUCACUCUCUGGGGCUGGAAUUAGUGCGCAAAGAUGUGGCGAAAUAUAUACACCAACGUGAUGGGAUUGAGUCGAAGUGGGAGAAUAUUUUCUUAGCUUGUGGGGCUACGGAGGCUGUGAAGAUGUUACUGGAAAUGAUAUCCACCCCUGGUCAAGACAGUAAACGUGCAGGUGUUAUGAUUCCCGUACCACAAUAUCCUCUAUAUUCAGCUACGAAUUCCGAAUACAAUAACUUCCAGAUCAACUACUACCUAGAUGAAAAUGAUAACUGGUCUUUAUCUGCCGAUGAAUUGAAACGAGCACUGACGAGUGUAAAAGGACAAUGCAUACCAAGAGCCAUAGUUAUUAUUAAUCCAGGAAAUCCGACAGGUCAAGUACUCCCACAAAAAUGUAUGGAGGAUAUUAUUAAAUUUGCAGUUGAUAACCGACUGAUUUUGAUAGCUGACGAAGUUUACCAGCAUAAUUUUUACCAGCCGGACAAAUAUCCAUGGGUUAGUUUUAAAAAAGUUUUGUUCAAUAUGGGACCAAGUUACUCAGAAAAAUUGGAAUUGGCUUCGCUCAUGUCUUGUAGCAAAGGUUACAUGGGAGAAUGCGGAUAUCGUGGUGGAUAUUGUGAAUUGUUAAAUUUUGAUCCAGCUGUUCAAGCCCAGCUUUAUAAAGCUCUUUCAGCACGAUUAUGUCCACCUUUGAUGGGACAGGUAGUAUUAGAAACGAUCGUAAAUCCACCUAGACCAAGUGAACCAUCAUAUUCAUUAUUUAUCAAAGAACGAGAUGAUGUAUUAAGUGCAUUGAAAGAAAAAGCUUCCAUAACCUAUAAUGCAUUGAACUCAAUGUCAAAUAUGUCGUGUAAUCCUGUUCAAGGAGCAAUGUAUGCCUUUCCGCGCAUACAUUUACCACCAAAAGCUAUUCAGGAAGCUAACAGAAGAGGGGAAGCACCAGAUUUCUUCUACUGUUUGCAAUUGUUAGAAGAAAAGGAAGGAACAUUUCAUUUCAGAACUACAAUCCUACCAUCUAUUGAAAAGAUGAAAUAUGUUUAUGAAACAAAUUGA
Schistosoma turkestanicum is the source of this 1474-nucleotide messenger RNA. Lineage: Eukaryota; Metazoa; Platyhelminthes; Trematoda; Strigeidida; Schistosomatidae. The record is from the annotation of a GenBank genome assembly.